CGCGUUUCCUGAUCAGUCUGGACCACAGAGUCAUUGUUCUUACCUAUCCAAUCGAUCACCAGUUAGUUUCCGUCUUGUUCCUUAACCAGGACGCAUUUGUGGGACGACGACUUCAGACUCGCCACGAUGGCUCCCACUCACGGCUCCCGUGACAAGAAGCAGGCGAAAGCACCUCAGCGGGCCGGUAACUUGAAGCGCAAGCGUGCUCAAGAUGAUCUUUCGACCCUCAUUCAGCGCGUGGAAGAGCUCGAUGUCAAGGACACGAUCAAGACCUUCUCCGAUCUGCCCCUGUCUGAACCGACCGCCUCUGGACUCGCCUCAUCGCACUACAAGACCCUCACCGAUAUCCAGUCUCGCGCGAUCAGCCAUGCGCUGAAAGGCCGCGAUGUCCUCGGCGCCGCAAAGACGGGAAGCGGCAAGACGCUGGCCUUCCUGGUCCCGAUUCUCGAGAACCUGUACCGCAAACAAUGGGCGGAGCAAGACGGCUUGGGUGCCCUUGUGCUCUCCCCGACCCGCGAACUCGCGAUCCAGAUCUUCGAAGUCCUGCGCAAAGUCGGUCGCUACCACCAAUUCUCCGCCGGUCUUGUCAUCGGUGGAAAGAGUCUGCGCGAGGAGCAGGAGCGAUUGGGACGGAUGAAUAUCUUGGUCUGUACGCCCGGUCGUAUGUUGCAGCACUUGGAUCAGACGGCGCUGUUCGAUACCUACAACCUACAGAUGCUGGUGCUGGAUGAGGCGGAUCGCAUUCUGGAUAUGGGAUUCCAGAAGACGGUGGACGCCAUCAUCGGCCAUCUCCCGAAGGAGCGCCAGACGCUGCUCUUCAGUGCCACGCAGACGAAGAAGGUCUCGGACCUGGCUCGACUGAGUCUCCAGGACCCGGAAUAUGUGGCGGUGCACGAAGCCGCCUCAUCCGCCACCCCGUCCAAGCUCCAACAACACUAUGUCGUCACGCCGCUUGCGCAGAAGCUCGAUGUCCUGUGGAGUUUCAUCCGCAGCAACUUGAAGGCCAAGACCAUCGUUUUCCUCUCGUCAGGCAAGCAGGUGCGCUUCGUCUACGAGACGUUCCGACACAUGCAGCCGGGUAUCCCAUUGAUGCAUCUCCACGGCCGACAGAAGCAGGGUGGCCGACUCGAUAUCACCACCCGGUUUUCAUCGGCACAGCACGCCGUGCUCUUCGCCACCGAUGUCGCCGCGCGAGGGUUGGAUUUCCCGGCGGUUGACUGGGUUAUUCAGCUGGAUUGCCCUGAGGAUGCCGAUACCUAUAUCCACCGUGUGGGUCGUACGGCGCGCUACGAGCGCGACGGUCGCGCGGUGCUUUUCUUGGACCCCAGCGAGGAGAAGGGAAUGUUGAAGCGUCUGGAGCAGAAGAAGGUGCAGGUCGAGCGGAUUAACGUCAAGGCCAACAAACAGCAGAGCAUCAAGGAUCAACUGCAGAACAUGUGUUUCAAGGAUCCCGAACUGAAAUACCUUGGCCAAAAGGCCUUUAUCUCCUACGUCAAGUCUAUCUACGUGCAGAAGGACAAGGAGAUCUUCAACGUCAAGGAUCUGAAAUUGGAGGAGUUUGCCGCGAGUCUGGGUCUUCCUGGUGCGCCCCGCAUCAAAUUCAUCAAGGGUGAGGAUACGAAGGAGCGCAAGAACGCCCCCCGUCUGGCGGCCUACGCCUCCAGCGACGACGAGUCGGAUGAAGACGGCGAGGCCAAGAAGAAGGCCAAGAAGGAAGAACCCCAAGUACGGACCAAGUACGACCGCAUGUUUGAGCGACGGAACCAAGACGUGUUGGCCGACCACUACUCGAAACUCAUCAACGACGAUGGUACGAUGGUCGAGCCGAAUGCCGCCACGCAAGACGCAGACGAGGAUGAUGACUUCUUGUCCGUCAAACGCCGCUUCGAAGCCGGCGACGAGGACCUGGGCGCUGGCUCCAGCUCGGAUGAGGACGAGGCCGAGGGGGGAGCGGAGAAGAAGCCGACCAAGGUGGUACAGCUGGAUGGCAAGCAGACGCUGGUCAUCGACUCCAAGCGCCGGGAGAAGCUGCUCAAGUCGAAGAAGAAGCUGCUCAAGUUCAAGGGCAAGGGUACCAAGCUCGUCUACGACGACGAGGGCAACGCCCACGAGCUGUACGAGAUGGAGGACGAGGAGGACUUCAAGGCCAAGGGCGAUGCCAAGGAGCAACAGGCGCGUUUCCUGGCGGAGGAGGCCGAACGUACGCGGCAGGCGGAUGUGGAGGACAAGGAGGUCGCCAAGCAGAAGAAGCGCGAGAAGAAAGAGAAGCGCAAGGCCCGCGAGCGCGAGCUGCUGGCUGCCGAGGAGGAGAGCGAGGGCGGCGAGCGGGUGGCUUACCUUGCUCCGUACACGAAGGACGAUCGCGAUGGGGCCGAUGGAUUCUCUGCAUCCGAGGCGGAAGAACCCGCCCCGCGGCCCAAGAAGUGGUUCCAGGACGACAGCGACGACGAGCCCAAGUCCAAAAAGGCCAAGAAGUCGCGGCAAGAGCCCGAGGGGAUCCAGACCUUGGAGGAUCUGGAGUCGUUGGCUGCGGGAUUGCUGGGGUAAGGGGGUUGCAUGUCGGGGUUUUGUUAAGGGUUGGUUUUAUCUGUUACAUAGCGACGAAUCUCAAAA
Aspergillus saccharolyticus JOP 1030-1 is the source of this 2613-nucleotide messenger RNA. It is a transcript of the gene dbp4, whose product is annotated as RNA-dependent ATPase HCA4. The transcript has a single exon. The record is from RefSeq and is a predicted model, not a curated record. Bases 127 to 2547 code for a protein of 806 amino acids. Gene Ontology annotation, cellular component: nucleus. Gene Ontology annotation, biological process: rRNA processing. Gene Ontology annotation, molecular function: RNA helicase activity; ATP binding; nucleic acid binding. NCBI's taxonomy places the organism in Eukaryota, Fungi, Ascomycota, Eurotiomycetes, Eurotiales, Aspergillaceae.